Molecule: messenger RNA, 2785 nt
Organism: Diorhabda carinulata
Lineage: Eukaryota; Metazoa; Arthropoda; Insecta; Coleoptera; Chrysomelidae
Gene: Rhp
Product: rhophilin-2
Exons: 9
Coding region: 363-2393 (676 amino acids)
Biological process (GO): negative regulation of stress fiber assembly; signal transduction
Molecular function (GO): protein binding
Source: RefSeq, a predicted model, not a curated record
GCAUGUUAUGACUAAUCAUGGGAAUCGUAGGUGGCCGUGCAUUUGCAUCUAAAGGUAAAGCGGUAGCGUUAUUGUUUUGUUUACCUGCGCGUCGUGCCCCGCGCACUCCAUAACAACCAUCCGCUAUUGGAAAUAUCAUAGAGAUAACCUCAAAAUGCUCACCUGAAAAGGUACAAACUUUAUUGUUUCGUUUACGGUCUGUGAGCGGAGGCGUGCGUGUAAUUUUAAACAAAUUUAAAGUUUGUUUCAAGCGUCUGAUACCAAUCGUAUUAUUUAAUUUUAGCGUUUUUGUGAUGUUUAAAUUAGUUUGAAAAGUGGAUUUCGUGAUUUUAUUUUCGUUUGUUAAGUGAAAAUGUGACAUAAUGUGUGAUAUUAAAAAGAAAACGGAUUGCGAUGGAAAUGUGAGAGUUAUUGAUGAACUUGACGAUUUACCAAAGAGACCUUUUAUACGGGGUUCAGAUCCGAGAGUGGCGACAUGCAGAGGGAAACUCCAAAAUCGCCGAUCAAAACUCAACCAGGAGAUCAACAAAGAGUUGCGGUUGCGAGCUGGUGCUGAAAAUUUAUUUAAAGCAACCACUAAUAAGAAAUUGAGAGAUACUGUGGCCGUAGAAUUGAGUUUUGUCAACUCGAAUCUUCAGUUGCUGAAGGAACAACUAGCAGAGUUGAACUCUUCAGUAGAGUUGUAUCAGAGUGACAGCACUGACUCUGUCAUGCCUAUGAUUCCUUUGGGCCUAAAGGAAACAAAAGAAAUCGAUUUUCGAGAUCCAUUCAAAGAUUUCAUCUUGGAGCACUAUAGCGAAGAUGCGAACCAAUAUGAAGAUGCGAUUUCCGAUUUUAUGGAUACGCGGCAAGCCAUUCGAACUCCCCUCAGAGAUUCAAGCGGAAUAGCUCUACUUUUUAGGUACUAUAACCAGUUGUAUUUCGUAGAAAGAAGAUUUUUUCCACCCGAUAGAUCACUGGGAAUAUAUUUUGAAUGGUUCGAUUCAUUAACUGGUGUGCCAUCAUGUCAAAGAACCGUAGCCUUUGAAAAAGCCUGUGUACUAUUCAAUAUGGGCGCUGUAUAUACACAAAUAGGUGCAAAACAAGAUAGAUCAACAGCCAAAGGACUUGAUGCAGCCGUGGAUAGUUUUUUGAGGGCAGCUGGUACGUUUAGAUAUAUAAACGAAAAUUUCACCAACGCUCCAUCCAUGGAUCUGGGACCAACCAUGUUGGAGAUGUUUGUACAGUUAAUGCUGUGUCAAGCCAGAGAAUGUCUUCUAGAAAAACUCCAACUCCAAUCCAAAGAUAAUAGAUCAGUAGAUAUCUGUUUAGAUCUAUCCCAAGAAGCGGCACAUCUUUCGGAAUGUUACAACGAUGUCACUCAGCUCAUCAAUCACGAUACGGUGCGAGAUUUCGUGCCCUAUAGUUGGUCGUCUUUAAUACAAGUCAAAAGGGAGUUCUACACAGGCAUGGCGCACAAUUUCGCCGCAUCCGGGAUUCUACACGAGGAUGCGGCAAAAAUGUCGGACGCUACGAAAGAUACGUUGUUGUACAUGCAUGUCGAAAUAGAUGGUAUGGCGCAACUAGAUAUCAGAAUGCCCAAGGAUGCAUCAGAAAGGAGAUUAUUGGGAAGAGCGCACUUAAGGGAAGCCUUAGUUUUAUAUGAGGAGAGUCAGAGACAACAUCGGAUGUGUAGGGAACUGAAAGGAAAACAAGCACUUACAUCGGUGUUAAGAAUUGCUCACAAAAAAGCUUUAAAUGCAUAUACUGCUACUGAGACUGAAGACGAUUUUAGUGAUUUACUGGAUCCUCCCCAAAUUCAAUCUGCAACGAAAUUUCAAUUAUCUCUAACACCACCCGAUUUCGCUCAAUACCGAGUAACAGAUCUCUUCAAAAGUUUAGGUCCCAUAGCUAUAUUUUCGGCAAAGAGACAUUGGACAGCUCCACGAUUGGUACAACUGCAUAAAGGCAGAACUACAGACGGUUUCGGAUUCUCUUUGCGAGGAGAUGCUCCGGUUAUUGUAGCUGUUGUAGAACCAAAUUCCUUAGCAGACUUUGGUGGCAUCAAAGAAGGGGAUUUCAUUGUCGCUGUGGCAGACAAAGACGUGAAAUGGUCGUCUCAUGACGAAGUUGUAACGCUCAUCAAAAAUACUGAUGAAUCUUUAAAUUUGAAGUUAGUAACUCCCAUGGAUAGAAAUUAUCUUAAGCCAACGAAAGUUCCUAGUACAAAUAAAGGCUCUGUUUCAACACAUAGUAGCAGUUCUGGAAUUUCAAGUGGCAUGUCUAGUCCUUCUGGGUCAAUGGCUCAACACAAUAACAUCCACCAUCAUCAUAAAAGAUUAAAUUGGAAUCCGUUCAAGAGAUAUUCAUCGAGGGAGGGUAAAGAUUUCUACGAAAACGUUAUUUUAAGAUGAGGAUUGUUUAAUGUUCGCAUUUAUAAAUUGAAAGUUGUAUAUUUUGUUUUGAAGUUGAAUGGUUGAGUGAAUAAAUAAAGAACUGUGGGAUUUGAGAUACAAAGAAACUUUUUUUGUAUACAUGAACAGAUUUACAAAUAUUUGCAGUUUAAACUGACUAAUGCUGUACAUACGCGAAUAAAUAAUUUAUAUAUAAAUAUAUGGCUGUACAUAAAAGUCUAUUUAAAAUAUAGAAUUCAUUUAAUCCUGAAAUUAUAUUUUUAUUUGUUGUUUAUAUAUUUUUUUCUUGAUAGCCAAAAUAUUUUAUUAGUCAUUGACGUACCUUCCAGUUGACUGCGCUGAUUUAUGACUGUUGUUAAUUUUAUUUCUGAAAUAUAAAGAUUUAUACUAAA